CAACUUUGUGCCUAACGGAUUUAGCUACAAGUUAAAAUGGCAAGUCAGUGGAGUAAGGAAGAGUGGCGUGCUAAAUUCAGUAACUACGACAGUGACCAGAGCGGCGGUAUCAGUAUGCAGGAGUGCAAACGUCUGCUCCAGUAUGUCGGCCUGAACCCCACAGAAGACGAAGUCCAACAAUUCAUGAAAAAGGCAGACACAAACGAGAAUGACGAAGUUGAUUUUGAGAAUUUCUACGAAUUUGUGACGACGCUGCCAGACCCAACAGGGGAACUACGUGCCGCCUUUGACAAGUACGACCGUAACGGGGAUGGCUACAUAGACAAGCAGGAACUAAGAGCCAUUUUGCAGAAUGGACAGAACUGUACGCAGGAAGAACUAGAAAAUCUUUUCAAGCUCGUCGACGAAAAUGGCGAUGGCAAGAUCGAAUAUGAAGAGUUCUUAAGGCUAUUUGCGCAGAACUAGGACGGAAGGAUAUAGUCCCGUCAUCACCGAACAUUACUACUUCAUGUAUGUCGUACGUUACAUACGGAUUUGCCAUUAUUAACAUAUAACAAGAACUGCUUGAGUUUGAUCGCAAAAUGUUUGAAAUUAUUCCGCUUUUCAACUUAAAUUUUUGCAUGGCCUGACCGCUCUUUUUUACAGUUAGAGUACAAUUUAUAUAAUAAUACUAUAUUUAGGUAUACUAUAAUAUAUUUUUGCAUUAAGUAAAUUGUUACAACAAUCUUAAUCACGAAACUGUUAAAUUCAGUAGCAUAAUUUGACUGAAUGUUUAUCUGCUUCAGGACUUCCCACAUAACUGUAAAUAUAGAUGAAACUCGGCGUAAAGGAGUCUUGAACGAUUCACAUUAGGUGUGUCAGCGACUUAGUGCUCAUAAUUAUGGUGUUAAAUGAAUCGAUAUUCGUUUUAUGUUCAUGUUGUUUUAUAUUAUCAUUGUAUUUUGCCAUUAUAUAAUAUGCCCUGAAGUAAUGUACAUAUACGGAAUAAACAUGUGCGUUUCAUUGCUUUAUAUCGUAUGCAUUUAGCAAUUUCAAUUGACCUCGAAACAUAUUUACUCCUA
Mya arenaria is the source of this 1061-nucleotide messenger RNA. Its product is annotated as troponin C, slow skeletal and cardiac muscles-like. Lineage: Eukaryota; Metazoa; Mollusca; Bivalvia; Myida; Myidae. The transcript is spliced from 6 exons. The coding region runs from base 37 to 465 and encodes 142 amino acids. The record is from RefSeq and is a predicted model, not a curated record. Gene Ontology annotation, molecular function: calcium ion binding.